Molecule: messenger RNA, 733 nt
Organism: Venturia canescens
Lineage: Eukaryota; Metazoa; Arthropoda; Insecta; Hymenoptera; Ichneumonidae
Exons: 4
Coding region: 41-733 (230 amino acids)
Source: RefSeq, a predicted model, not a curated record
CUUCACUUAGGAACGAGGAAUAUAAAGAAGUUCCACCAGAAUGCCGAAACUGACGAACUUUUUUGGUGCGGUCGUUUUAUUCGCCGUGGUAACCAAGGAAACGGUUACUGCUGCUGCUGUUGAUAAGUGCGACAAAAAGUUAGCCAAUAGCCAUUUUGAUAGGGCAAAAAAGUUCAUCGAUGAUUCGGCAAAUACUGUUACGAAUGGUAUUGAGGAAGGAUUCGGAUUGACGAAUAAAAUCAACGGUCUUGAAAUGGAAUUCGGAGCUAACCUAUCGAAUACCUUAGAGCAUAGCUUGAUGGAAACGUUAAGUAUUAUGAAAAAUACGAAGACCGCUGUCAACAAAACCGAAUGUAUGCGUUAUUUCCUCGAACUGCAGACAAAAGGAGAAAUCAUUAAAAAUGAUGUCAGUAGCUAUAUGUCCUGUGUCUUUGAAGGGAGGGUAAACCGGCUUCUCAGCAUAUUACCGGCCAUGAACGAAGCGCAAACAGCCUUACAUAACCUCAAAUCCCGUGUACGUUCGUGUAGUGGGCGUUCGUGCUGCGAAGUCCUUACGAGAACGGACGCCAUACGUACGAAAUUCUAUAAGGCGUUUAGUGUUCUCUCGUGCACAGAUAAAUUACCCAUGCAUUUUGCCGGCAAAGCUGUACGUGAUAAAUUCAAAGCUUUCAAACAAUCGGCGCAAGAGGCUGUCCAGAGGGUUUAUUCAUGCGUCCACCAUACCCAACCGUGA